AGCUUCCAGGCUCCUUACGAUGGCUUAUAGCCUUAAAGGGAGUCUUGGAGGAGGAAGGCAAGCUAAGAAGAAACCUGGAGAGGGCAAAGGUUGCCUCUUGAGGAAAGAGCAGGCUGGCUGGAUUGUAGGAAGUUCUUCAGUCCCUGGUGUUUCUCUUCUACAUAAGUCCAGUUCUGACACCUAUGGCACCAAUACUGCAAACUACAGUGUAAAUAGGAGGCAUAUUCCAUGCUGUUCCACCAAAUGAGCUGCUGUACCAGCCCCACAAGCAUCUAAACUGCUCCAUAGUUAUAUGUUGGGUCACUCUAUUUCAGGUACAGAACUCAUCUGAGAGAAGAAGAAGAAGAAAAACAGCACGAACUGAUUGUUCCUGUUCUCUUUCUUAAGUCAUUUGGAACACUGUCCCUCCUUGUUUUCUAAUUUCACUGCAGUUCCUACAUGAGAAGCAUCAGAAGCUGCCAGUUAGGGAGCAGGUACAGACCUUGGGUCACCCAUCAUCACUGCAGUGUCAGCAACUGAGACAAAUGCCUUCUGCAGCCCAUGCAGAUGCAUUUAAAGCAGAUUUGGCAAAAAGAGGAUGAAUUAAUGAAGCUAGAUUAUGCAAGAGGAAUUAAAGGCAAUGAAGAAAGAGGACCCUCACUGCAAUAUGGACAAUAUACAAAGCCUUCCCUUUCCCCACUGCUUGGACCCUGUUGUGAAGUCGGACAUAGCUUCCCCCCUCAAUGAAGAAUUCAGGGCACAGCUUGCCCACUUUGGAUACGGCUCUCCUCCAGACCUCCAGAACUUCCAGGGCUCCUUAGAAGGGGGAUCUCGUAAGCGUAAAAGCAUGCCCACAAAAAUGCCUUCCGCUGUCCCUCUAGGAGAUUCCACCUCCCCGUUGCACAGAUCUGAAGACAACCCCGCUGGAGGCUCUCCUAGCCUCCCUUUAAUAUUCCGUCACCACCAUCACACACAGCCAAACUACAACGCCCACAUGAUUGACCUGUGUAACAUUGGCUUUCAGUUCUACAGAACUCUGGAACACUUUGGAGCACAACCAGUAAAGGAAGAACCGAUCAAGGGUAAUGUGCUCUGGCCUGGACACACCACUUUUCUGCAGUCUCCCUAUCCAUACUAUCCCAAAGUUCACCCUGCCUUGAUGUUUCCUUUUUUUAUGCCCCCAGAAUUUCAUUUCAGAAGCCCUUUCCCACUGAAAAGGCCUCCAGAGCCCCCUUUCAGGAGCGCUGAGUUAGAACAAGCUGAAAAUAAGCAGAAGGUGGAAAGGGUGGACGUUAACAUCCAGAUAGAUGACAGCUAUUAUGUCGAUGUAGGAGGGGAACAAAAACGCUGGCAGUGUCCUAUGUGUGACAAAUCUUACACGUCCAAGUACAACUUGGUCACUCACAUUUUGGGGCACAGCGGGAUCAAACCACAUGCUUGCUCUCGGUGCGGCAAGCUUUUCAAGCAGCUGAGCCAUCUGCACACCCAUAUGCUGACCCACCAGGGCACCAGGCCUCACAAGUGCCAAGUGUGUCACAAGGCCUUCACCCAAACCAGCCACUUGAAGAGACACAUGAUGCAGCACAGUGACAUCAAACCUUACAGCUGCAGGAUCUGUGGGAGAGGUUUUGCCUAUCCCAGCGAGUUGAAAGCCCAUGAGUCCAAGCAUGAGAAUGGCCGGGAAAAUAUUUGCAUUGAGUGUGGCCUUGACUUCCCAACCUUGGCUCAGUUGAAAAGGCACCUAACCACCCACCGAGGUCCAAUACAGUAUAAUUGCACAGAGUGUGAUAAGACCUUCCAGUACCCAAGCCAACUGCAGAAUCACAUGAUGAAGCACAAGGACAUCCGCCCAUACAUCUGUACCGAAUGUGGCAUGGAGUUUGUGCAACCCCAUCACCUCAAGCAGCACUCUUUGACUCAUAAGGGUGUGAAAGAGCACAAGUGUGGGAUCUGUGGCCGAGAGUUCACACUGCUUGCCAACAUGAAGAGACAUGUAUUAAUUCACACCAACAUCAGGGCCUACCAGUGCCACCUGUGUUUCAAGAGCUUUGUGCAGAAACAGACACUCAAAGCCCAUAUGAUUGUCCACUCAGAUGUCAAGCCCUUCAAAUGUAAGCUGUGUGGAAAAGAAUUUAAUCGAAUGCAUAAUUUAAUGGGGCACAUGCACUUGCAUUCAGACAGCAAGCCGUUCAAAUGCCUCUACUGUCCCAGCAAAUUCACCUUGAAAGGGAACCUAACCAGACACAUGAAAGUCAAGCAUGGAGUCAUGGAAAGAGGAUUUCGUUCUCAAGAACUUGGAAGAAAACAAAUGCGACCAUCACAAACAGAUGCCCCAAGGAGCCUGGAACAAGAAGAACCUUUUGACCUUUCCCAAAAAGGCCAAGAGAAAGGACUUUCAUUUCAGUCUGAUGGUGAGAGUACCAAAGGAAGCUCAUGUCAUGAGGAAGAGGAAGACAGCUGCUAUGGAGCAGAGCAGUAUAGCCCUGCCAUGUACCACAACAGCAACAAACCAUGCACGCGGCAGGCUCUUUCAAGCCAAUCAGGACAUGAGAUGAAAGAUUUCAGAGAGUCGUACUACGAUGGGAAAGAGAAAAUGAUGAAUGUAAGAUGUGAGGAGAGGAAAGAGAGCAAAGGGAACCAGAGCCGAGGAGAAAGAGACUUUGUGAAUAAUGAUGAGAGAUGUCUGAGUUUUAGCCACUUUGAAAAUAAUAGACUCACUCAGUCUCUCUCUGACUACCUAUAUUUUCAACACAGAAACAAGAGUUUAAAGGAGUUGCUGGAAAGGAAAAUGGACAAGCAAGCUGUUUUUCUGGGUAUCUAAAUGGACUCAUGUAAACUUAGUUUUGGGAAAGAGAAGUUCCUUCAUGGUUUUUCUUUUUUCAUUACCAUGAGCUGUAAUCUAACAAGACUGGCAAAUUGUGAAAAAGAGAAUAAGCACAAAUUAAGACCAUUUUCACCUGUCAUUCAAAUGUUCUUUUACUUCCCCCUAUUUGUAUACAAUCAUGUCAUAGAUAUUAAUCUAGUCUAAGCCUGUUGCCAACAUUCCCCCCUCCCCCCCCAUCCCCGAUGUUCUGACCUGGUUCUACACAUGUGGCAGAAUGAAGUGAAAGAGUCCUGAGGUGGUAGAACAGAGUGCAUAUGAGGGAUCACAUUUUUGAAUGUUCCCCCAUGGAAAAAGUUCUUUACCAUCUGAAUAUUUAUCUUGGAAAAAAACUUGUUACAUGGGAGAGCAAUCAAAGAUGACAUCUCCAACUUGCAGCCUGAAAGUGGUAUAGUCAACUUUGCCAAAGAAAUGAGAGAAGGAAAUGGAUUCCUAAAAGUGCCUGAGUUUAUUGAACCCUAAUGUGUUUCAGAAAUACAAUUUCCUUCUUCAAGGACAAUUUAGAAAAAUUAUUCUAGGGCAAUAUGAUACCUUGUCCCAGGGUACGGUCUGAAGGCACACGAGACAACCACCCUGCAGAAGCUAAGCAAGUCUGGUUCUGCUCAGUGCCUGGAUGGAUGGAUGACUGCCCGGGUUCCACCUUGGGUUCCAUGAUGGGAUAUAAACAUAAGAAAAUAAAUAAAUAACAUUCAGAAAUGCCCUUGUGUCAAGAAGGAUCAUUUUCCAGAUUGCCCCUGAAGAAGGGGACCAAAUUUCCAAAAUCUGUUGAGCUUUAAUAAGCUCAGGGAGCCUCCAGCCGGUGUUUAUUGUGGGAUCAGUGCUCCUCAUGCAUGUAUGUUUUUUGUAGCAUUCAUAAAACAUCAUAUUUCUUCUUGAAAUGAAAGGCAGUAUGUAAUUUUUAAAAAAUAAUUGUAAUAAUAAUUGGCAUCAAAAUGUAGUUCUCUCUCUUUUCCCUUUGAUUUGGAUUUACCCUUUUCAAAAAUUUUUUUUAAAAAAAAUCCUCUUCUUCAGUGACCUGUUUGCAAGUUAAGCCCCCAUCUGGAAACAACCACUGAGAUUCCACUUCUUUCUUGUUCCUUUGCUGCAUGUAGUGCGUCCCUCUUUGCUUCUCACAGUCCACUCCAUCACUUCAAGGUUCUACCACUUGAUUCUGAUGCACAUGUAGACUAGACCAGGCCUCUGUCCCAUUUCCCUAACAUUCUGUCUUACAAGCAAGAAACAACCCAGGCCAAGCCUAUGUGGACACAGUGGUUGACUUAGUGGCUCCCACUGAGUUCUCAGUUACAAAGCAAGCAAUCUGCAAUCUGGGACAUGUUGAAAAGGAAGGAAACUUCUUUCUCAUGAGACUGGGAUUAACCAGGGUAAGUUUAUCCCCCAUCCUGGUAGUGUCCUUAAUGUAUCCCUUCACUUUCCCAUAUAAGAAGAUGGUCACACAUGAUGUGCACAGAGAGACAUAUUCUUCUUCCAGUGGUCCCUGUACAGGCCCACCUUGCAUACAAACCCUGCCUGUCAUUAUGAUGGCCAUUUUGCUAGUCUACUCUGAAAAGCAUAUCAUGUGAGGAGAAGAAAACAGUUUUUGUUUUCCUCUGUUUAAGGUGAGCUUAUCCUGAUAUUCUGUACUACUUCCCAUAGUACUACAGAGUCUCACUACACAUCUACAUUGUAGACUUAAACGAACAUUCAUUCCAUGUCCCCACAGAACCCCAGGAACUAUAGUGAUGUGGUACAGGCAGGGGUGGCUCCAGGUUUGAGGGGGCCAUUAGUAAAGUGCCCUUUGAUGGGCUUCUUCUCCAUCAGUGGGCCCCCCAGCUGUGAUCUUAUCUGGCAGCAGUGGCUAUGUAGUGUGCUACCAUUUUAAGUUUCCCACAAUGCCCUGAAUUGCCUGAUGGAGCAUCACUCUGAACACUGGGGAAAUUUAAAAUCAUGGCUUACUGAUUCAGCUACCUGUCACUGUUGGGCCAGGGGCUCUCUGGAGCCCUGACAGCUCCCUAAGGGUGUCAGGUGCUCGUGCCAGGCUUGGGUCUGUCGGCCUCUUACACAGAAUUAUCAGCAUCCUCUCCAAGCUACACUCUCCAGGGUUUUUUAGAGGAAGCCGUGCCAGUAGAAAACAAAUAUAUACUUGUAGUGUAGUUAUAACCAAAGCUAUUAGCUGACCAAGACCACUUAGUAAAACAGACCUGUAGACCAAGCAGAAGAAUCAGACUUUGCAGAACUAGCCUGAUGUGUUAAGAUGUUCCAUCAAUGCACUGAACCCAUAACAGUCUCACAGUAACAGAUUUGAUAUCUCAGAACCCCAGAAAGACAAACUUAUCCAUUUAACAAUUACAAAUAGAGAUACAUAUCCAAGCUACGCAGGCAAUGUUUCCACUGAUUUGGGGAACAUUUAACAGUUCUUCAUAUCAGAUGACAUAGAAAACUAUCUGGAAGGAAGCUUAAGGACUGCAUUAACUUUUUCACAUCCUCAGACCAAAACACAACACAGGGAGCUUCUUGUUGUCACAAGCUUUGCUAUCAUUGCACUUUGUGAACUAAUAAGUAUGCAUUUACAUGUUUUCAAAAUGAUGCCUUUCAUUUCUGAGUGUGGAGGUAAACCUCUUUUAGUCUGAACGGUGCCGGAUGAACAACCUUGAAGUCCUCAUUUGAAAAACAUAAAAGCAACUAUUGCUCUAAUUUGCACUACAGAACUUUUAUCUAUCAAGCACCUGGAAGCCUGCACUAUAUAGCUUGUGUGCACCCUUUGGCCACAGGUUGAUAGACCUAACUGUAUAUACCUGUGAUGGCCAAAUAAAAGCUCAGAUAUUGCCCAUGAAACAAUUUUAUAUGGACCCCUGAAACCCUACCAAAUUAUGAUAGUAUGAUAAAAUGUUUGCAUACAAUUUCACAUAUGAGAAAAAAGAAAUAUAUUUUUUAAAUAGUGCUGUGCAAGUAAUGGCCUGGAUAUGCCCAAGUUCAUGGUCAUGCCAACACUCAUUGCACUAACAUUAUUCAGCCUGAGUGUUCAUGUGUGGCCCUUAGAUGUUUGUCAGUAGCCUAGAAUGCCCCUUGAGAUUAAAGAUAUUGGCUGUCCCCUAUCUUUGCUACAACCUUAUACUAUUUUAAGUGUCAUGUCUACUUUACAGGGCACUAGCCCUGCUUGUCGGUUACUUGUAAGGAUCUGGUUGGCCACUGUGAGAACAGCCUGCUAGACUAGAUGAGCCUUUGGCCUGAUCAAGUUCGUAUGUUCUUAUGACCCUUCUGACCUGUGAGUGGCUUGCAUUCCCUAACACUCUGUUCUUUAAACUUGGGUUCCCAGAUGUUGUUGGACUGCAACUCCCAUCAUCCUCAGACAGCAUGGUUAGGAAAGAUAGGAGUUGCAGCCCAUCAACAUCUGGGGACCCAAGGUUGAAGAACACUCCCCUAACAGCAGCACCAACACAAAACUACAUUCUCAGCAUUCUUUGUGGGAAACCAUUAUAAGUCUAUAAUGUAGUAAUGUCCUUACAGAGAAACAUCUGAAGCAUUCAGCAGAUUCAAAUUGCUUUACCUAAGAGCAGGCAGAGACAAACACAGAGAUUCUGGGAAGCUAAGCAGGAUUCUGCAAGGUAAAGCAUAACAGAGCAGACAAGUGGAAAAUUCGAAGGAAAUAUUGAUCACAGCUCAUGAUGAAAGGAUGUGGCUAGGACAACAAAGGGUAUCUGUAACAUGAUAAUCAAUUAACAAAUGAGGUUGGCCUUAUAAUAGCUGACUCAGGAGAACUCAGAUGCAUUUGGAGACUGGUAAAAAGUAAAGACCUCCUAUGUUCACUGCAAACUCUUGCACAAUAUGAAGGGUGACUUCCGGUUAUUUGAAGCAUAUCAAGAUUUCUUAGGAUCUCCUAUUAUGCGAGAAAAGAUCAGGCACGUCCCAAUGAAUUUAUUGAUGAAUUUGCUCUGAGUUGUUAUAAUUUUGUUCCUUGCUUGUUUUUUUCACAAGUCAUUUUCUGAGUGAUUUGUCUCAAAGAUUAAAAAAUUAUUUUCUAUUGCUGCCCCAUCUUGAGACCUUUGUACUGGUUCCAUUUUUUUGCAUCUUUCCAUGAUAUUGCUGCAUUUGGCGCUGAUGAGAGGUGGGAAACCUGUGGCCCUGCAGAUGUUUUUGAAUUCCAACUCCCACCAGCUCCAGCCAGCAUGGCCAAUGGUCAGGGAUGAUGGGACCUGUAAACAUCUGGAGGGCUACUGGUCUCCCAUCCCUGCUGCAAAUGGUGCAAAUCUAAAAACUGCAAUUUUAAAUAUAAUAUUUAUUAUACCAAAGAGUAUUUAAUAAAGUAUUGCCAUAUGUACAAUAACACAUGGUGUCUGCUUAGCUGAAUAGGAAAUAACAGCAUUAACAAUUUGUAUCCUUGUAUCUGUACACUGAUUUGUGUGUGUGUGUUUUAAACAACACCUUACAAGUGGAAUCCAAUUCAAAUUCCAAUAUAUGUCUUGAUAGCCAGUAGCUCAUCUAAAAUGUUACAUGUAAAAUAUAUUUUGUUAAU
Rhineura floridana is the source of this 7349-nucleotide messenger RNA. RefSeq names its product zinc finger protein 366 (gene ZNF366). The coding region runs from base 599 to 2800 and encodes 733 amino acids. The transcript is spliced from 8 exons. Lineage: Eukaryota; Metazoa; Chordata; Lepidosauria; Squamata; Rhineuridae. The record is from RefSeq and is a predicted model, not a curated record.